UUCUCAUUAUUCUACUUCUUCAAACAAACUCAUAGUGGUUAGUGCAUACAUUUCCAUACUUUUCUGUAAUAUACCCAGUCAGAAUCAAAGCACCACCUUGGCUUAACCAAAUGAGCUACAUGGGCCAUCCCCAUAAAUGCAAACCACAACCCUCAUCUCACACAGGGAUGUAAAGAAGGUAUACGGGUUGAAGUUGAAACAGCCAACACUGUGAAACUACUGGACACUUUAAAUUCAUUUUCAACCCGACUAUAACUUCAGAAACUCUUCACAAUGGCAUUGGUUAACAACUGUCAGAAACGUCUGCUGCUGGGAUUCAAUAUAUUGUUAGGGAUAGUAGGUGUCCUGGUCUUGCUUUGCGCAUUACUGGGAGGAACAGUCAAACAGGAUGACCCAAACUCAUCAAUUGGCUUAGUAAUGAUUGGAGUUAUAGGAGUGGUUGCGGUGCUAUUGUCUUUAAUGGGAGUCUAUGGUGUGAACAAAGAGAACAUUUGCAUGCUGAAAACGUGCAUUGGAAUAAUGGCGACUGGAACAGUCUUCUUUUUCUACAUAGGUAUCAAUACUGCUAUUUCCAAAGCUGAGGUCAUGGAGAAUUUAAGGGAACACCUUCCUAGGAUGAUGAAUGAAGAAAAUCUCAGAGAAGAUAUCAUGGUUCUGCAAGCACAUAGGAGGUGUUGUGGGAUAGUGAGUUACAAUGACUGGGGCAGCGAGAUUCCAGACACGUGUAAGUGUCCUAGUUUUGAACUCAACCCUUCCCAGUGUACAGAGGUGAAGACAACUGAAGACAGGAGCAAAUGGGAAAUAUCCCCAGUAUCUGAUACGGUUAGGAUCUACAGAGAAGCUUGUGGCCCUCUCAUAUUGGAGACUGUUGACUUCACUUUGAAGGCCACAUUCGGAGUCUUUGUUGGACUCGGGUUUUUCACGUUAAUUGGGAUAGUGUUGUCCUGUCUGACCAUUCAUCAGAUAAAGAAUACGCAGUCUUCGAGAUUUCAAGAGACCACCUGUGACAACAGAUUCCACCUGUGAGUCCAAAUUCCAGGCUGUGCCCCAUGCGGGGCAUCUCAUGGAGGUUGCACUCAGUAGCCUACACCCAAAUUUUGCAUGCAAGGAAUUUAGGAUUUUAGAACCCUGAUAGAGUCUUGGGCUGGGUGGUGGGAGAGAGGCUCCAGUGAUGAUGGGUUAGGGUUGGGUUGUUGCUGGAAUGCCUCACUGAGGGAUGCUGGGUGGAGUCACCUUUUUAUUGUGAUCAGAUCUUCGUCUUCACUCCACUGCUUUAUUAUUGUUCAGUUAUCCUCUUCCUCAUCUUGGCUUUGCUUGCUUGCCUGCACAAAAACAAUUUAAUUACAUUUUUGUCACCACUGGUUGUAUCAUCCCUUUUUUUAUUUGUGGGGAAAAGUGGAUAACUCUGCUUGUUUGCAAUGCCUAUAUAUAAACGUGUUUCAAAGAAUACCUGACUGAUUUGGAUGUUAAUCUAUAUUCAAAAAGAUGGCGACCUGUAUGGCGAGGUAUCAGGCCGAUCUGGACCUUCAGUUAUACGGGACACCCUUAGAAGGAAGGGGGGGUGGGUAGUGGAGGUAUUUCAGAAAGCAGUGUUAUCAUACUCUGAGUUUAAACCAGGUGGUCUCCUCAUUUCCAGUUGAAAGAAGAGGUGAUUCAACACAGUGGUAAACAUGCCCCCGUCCCAAAUUUUUUGAAAAUUGUUGUUGGCAUCAA
This is a messenger RNA of Esox lucius (northern pike), 1713 nucleotides long. RefSeq names its product tetraspanin-6. NCBI's taxonomy places the organism in Eukaryota, Metazoa, Chordata, Actinopteri, Esociformes, Esocidae. The coding region runs from base 274 to 1026 and encodes 250 amino acids. The transcript has 9 exons. The record is from RefSeq and is a predicted model, not a curated record. Gene Ontology annotation, cellular component: membrane.